UCAAUCGCUAACACCACUAAGGCACUAAUUGCACGAGGAACAUUGCCAUCAAAACCCUACAUUCCGGCCUCACCAAAAGUCUUGCUUCCCAGGGGUCAUGUGACGACUUAAUCAUCGUAAAGCUCUCCCGUAAACAAAGCUAGUAAUAAGUAUGCCAUAGAGAAAUAAAGCUAUUAAGUAUUCCAGAAAGUUGAACUAGCAUAGAUGCAAUAAGAAGCGAAACAUGAUUUUAAAGCAAAAGUGGGUUAACUGGGAGUGGAAGCUAGUAAAGGAGGAGAGAAUGGUAAUGCAAGAGACCCGGAGGAAUACCAAACCCAGUGAAGUGGGUGGGAACCUGAGAAGAAUUAUGGGUGCUAGGGAUAGACUGAAGUUUUUUUGCUUUGAAGAGGGUUAUGUUUUGAAUUUAUAUGGGCUUUGUGAAAUUAGGCCGUCGGGGUUAGAGCGACUAGGAUGAACACAGGCUCGAGGCUAAUGGGCUUUUUAUGGAAGGAGUUCAGAUAAGUGGGCCUAGUGUCUGAAAAGGCCGGAAGAUGAAGCCUAAAUAUUUUUCUUCCAAGCGAAGGAAAAUAUUCAAGCACUAUUAAUAUGGAUUAUUUUUCUAAGAAAAAUAUUUGUUAAAAUAAAAGCAUAGAUAUGGAUAAUUAGACAAGGGGGCCCAGACGUCAAAGGCACAAUAAGCGCCGCGUCUUCUCUCAACAAGAUUUGACAGAUAAACCAUCUACCGCCGCGGAUCUAACCUUCCAAACCGUCAUCGAUCUCUCCCUCCCUUUCAACAAUCAAGAUCGUGCCCCGAUCGGUUUCUGAAAUUUAUAGAUGGCCUGAAUUCUUCUCCUGGUGUGCUUUCACUAACGAUUCCGUUUGUUCGCCCGUGAAUAUCCAGUUCCUCGAACCAUGGUCAGCGGUUAACUGAGAGGCUGAUAAAGGAGUCGAUUCAUACAAUUCGGCUCGACAGUCGGCUCUACUCUGCUUAUGAGUCAUGGUGAACUCUAGCGGAGACCCCGACUCUAUGCUUGUGGUGGGCCCACCAUUGACUGACAUGCAGUUACGCCGACUCUGCCACUUGUGAUUAGAUAUUUAGAUAUUUAGAUAUAUAUCCAGUUAUGUGAACGUUUUCUCCGGAUAUUCUCUCUCAAAUAAUUUCCUGUUACAUUUUCUCGAGAGCCAAACAUGACCAGUUCUACAGUUUCUCUUGUUCUCUUCGACAAGUAAACCUGUUUUCUUCCCCUUUCCCGUGUGGGUUGAGUAAAAUCUUGAGGAGUUGGACCUCCCAAUGACGACAAUUUCGGUUCAAAGAUAUGGAUUCUUGAAUUUCCCCAACAAUUCGUUGGGAAAUAAUCGCAAGUUUCACAGAAUCGCUGCUUCGUGGACAAUGACACUGGAUUCUAAAUCUUUCUAUUCGAGGAAUAAGAAGGAGGAACUCUCAAUACAGAUCCCAACACCAUCAUUUCCUCAAACUGAAACAUCAAUACCACAUGGUUUACGGUUUGAUCGCCUUCAGCCAUCUGAUGAGGAGUUGAAUCUGCCAAACAAACUUGAAUUCGGACGUUUUGUUUCCCGACAGGCAGUGCUUGAUGAAGAAAUGUGGACAGCAGCAUGGCUGCGGGCAGAAUGUCAUUACGAGCAUACGGGAGGAAGAUAUGUUGCUAACUACAAAAGGAAAUUUGCAGAUCAGGAAUACCAUGCUAUCAAGAGGAGAAGUGCAAGUAAGCUCGGACAGAAAUGUACAUGCUUUGUUACGGUGAGAAAAGAAGUGAAGAAUGUAAAAUGCACUGUAAUCAAGAGUGUGGUUGCAACUGUUGAUUUGAGCAUCCGAUUCUUACUGCAUGGAGAGACCUUUCCUGGGGAAAGGGGGAAGGCCUCUGUCUUCUGCUGCAUAAAGAGAGAAGGGCAGAGAUAUGGCUAUAUUGCAAAUUUAUGUGUUGCCAAAUGGGCACGUCGCAGGGGAAUUGCAGUCAACAUGUUGCAUUUUGCUAUAGAAUCGGCCAAAUUCAAUGGCGUUGAACAGGUGUAUGUUCAUGUGCACAGAAAGAAUAAAGCUGCACUGGAACUUUAUGAAAGAAUGGGGUUUGAGAUAGUUGAGAUGGCAACCUCGCAAUUGUUGGAAGAUCAGACUUACUUGCUUUGUCUAAGGUGGUGAGAAUUUAUUGAAAAAACAUGACCUGUAACUAUUCUUUGUGUGGCAAAAGUGGGUUUGUACACAAAAAUAUGUUGAAUACUCUGUUGGCAGGCUAUGUACGGCAAACUGCGAGACUGGAGGCCUAGAAAUUACUUUGUUCUUUCUUAUAUUUGUGUGAUGGUAGGAAAAUUGUAUAGAGAGACAGGUAAAUCUUCCACAGUGUUGCCAGAGAGAACUGACUACUGAGAUUUCCAAAAAUAUAUUUUGCUCAAGAAAUUACAGUUUA
This is a messenger RNA of Tripterygium wilfordii, 2402 nucleotides long. RefSeq lists its product as uncharacterized. Gene Ontology annotation, molecular function: acyltransferase activity, transferring groups other than amino-acyl groups. Bases 1271 to 2137 code for a protein of 288 amino acids. Lineage: Eukaryota; Viridiplantae; Streptophyta; Magnoliopsida; Celastrales; Celastraceae. The transcript has 9 exons. The record is from RefSeq and is a predicted model, not a curated record.